Molecule: messenger RNA, 555 nt
Organism: Argiope bruennichi
Lineage: Eukaryota; Metazoa; Arthropoda; Arachnida; Araneae; Araneidae
Exons: 1
Coding region: 1-555 (184 amino acids)
Source: RefSeq, a predicted model, not a curated record
AUGACUGAAAUUAAUGAACAGGCUGAUUCGCAUCUGAAAGUGUUAGGACUUGUUUGGAACAAUAUCGACGAUACUUUGGGACUAGAUUUAAGAUCUUUGUUCUCAAACUUCAAUGACAGCGAAUGCACAAAAAGAAAUGUGCUUCAUACUGCUGCAAAAUUGUUUGAUCCUCCUGGAUUUAUAUCUCCAUUCCUGAUUCGAAUAAAAUGUCUCUUACAAGAAUUAUGGCAAGCUGGUGUUGGAUUGGAUGAAGUGUUUUCCGGACAAUUAAAAGAAAAUUGGCAUGCAUGGUGUAAAGAAAUUAAAGAUUUGCAAAAUUUUAAAACCCCACGUUACUAUUUUCCGGACACAAACUUUAUAAAUAAGGAAGAUUUACAGUUACACGUAUUUUCUGAUGCUUCCUUAAGAUCUUUUGGAGCUGUUGCUUACUUAAGGUAUAAAACUUCCAAGAACUCUUUUCAGACAAGUUUUGUAAUUUCAAAAACUAGGGUAGCACCAAUUAAAAAAUUGACUCUUCCUCGACUUCAGUUAAUGGGUGCUAUAAUUGCUUCAUGA